AUGUUUCCUCAAGCCAAAAGCCUCCCAACCCAAGAGCUCAAAUCGGUACCCUUGGGCAAGUUCGUUCGCGAUGCCCCAAAUGUUGAAAACAAGUUUCAAGCGAAGACCUCUACUAGGGAAAAGGACAAGGAGAAAACUUAUCGGAUUCAAACUAUUGGAGAGGUUUACGCUCUACAGAAACGCGAGGGUAAAGAGUUGCCCACAUUCAGGGGAAUCAAGGAAAGUCGAUCCAGGAAUAGUCUGGCUAAACGUUUAACUUUGCGAAAGAUCAAUGAACCCCUCCUCAUGGGUACAGGUUACGCCUCUUACAAGAGCAGAAGUUCCGCCAGGAGUAAAGGGUGGCAGUGGGGUUGGAGUAACGACUUUGCACAUGGAUAUAAAGACUCCAGUGAGGACGACGCUUAUGCUACCUGGUUUCCCGAAAGAGAUCACGACGAUCCGAUCCAAGCGGAAUGCGGACUUAUGAAUUCGACGAUGGCUUCAGCAAGGGCCUCUGCUCAACUUCGUCCACCUGAUUUGAGAAAUGGGCAGUCGUUGCCAACAAGAAACGCCCUACCUCACCAAUGGAACCAGACAGCCAGAGAAUAUUCUCAUAUCCACAGAACCCACCCAGCACUCCUUGAAAGUGAGUUGGAAGCUCCACCAGCGCCUCCCGCUGACGCUGCUACCCUUCAUAGUGAGAUGUAUCCAUCUCUUUAUGGAGGAUACGGCUUUCCUUACGAAGGCCCGUUCUAUAAUCCGAUUGUGGCACCUCCUCCAUUUCCUUAUCUAGUGGCACCUCCUUAUCCAAUCGGGCCAAUAUUUCCUAUCGCGUUUCCGUACCCUGUGCCAUUCCCCGUCGAGGUCAAAAGCUCCACGCCUCCCGGACCUGCCCCAGACUCAGACGGACAGCAAUUGCAGAUGGCAACUAACGGGAACACUUUACCCGAGGCUAACGGGAAGCUGAACGGGCCUCAGUAUCUUGACCCCGAAGCAAUCCCGUGGAUGCCGGGAAGCACUCCAUUUACAUCGAACAUGCCUAUUUCAGUUAUCAAAAAGGCACGCUCACCGGACUUUUACCUCCUGCAGGGCUUGGAAUACGUUUCCUUGAGAGAGAGCGAAGAAAAGAAACGAGAGAAGUCCGAAAGCGAUCCACCAAAGAGAGUCGAGAGCAACGCCUUCAAUGGGUGUAGAGAAAUCUCGGCAGCUGAAUAUGCGGGGCUUCUGGUGCACAACAUGACGGAAGAAACGAACCCACUCUUGACAAAGUACUUGAACCCCAGAAAAAAUCGUCUUCACGAAACGCGACGCUAUGUCAGCAUGCCGGAUGGCUGGGGCUCGCAGGGGAAGCGGCCCGAGGAGAUAGGGAACCGCCGUCAGUCGUGGAGUCAUCCGGGGUGCUUGGUGACUGAUUCCCUGGAC
This is a messenger RNA of Tuber aestivum (summer truffle), 1401 nucleotides long. The record is from the annotation of a GenBank genome assembly. Lineage: Eukaryota; Fungi; Ascomycota; Pezizomycetes; Pezizales; Tuberaceae.